Messenger RNA from Ipomoea nil (Japanese morning glory), 1934 nucleotides. RefSeq names its product probable amino acid permease 7. The transcript has 7 exons. The coding region runs from base 274 to 1707 and encodes 477 amino acids. Lineage: Eukaryota; Viridiplantae; Streptophyta; Magnoliopsida; Solanales; Convolvulaceae. The record is from RefSeq and is a predicted model, not a curated record. Gene Ontology annotation, cellular component: plasma membrane.
CAACGUCAAAGUCUUGGGUAGUCUAAAGAGUCAAAAUACGCAAAGUCUUAUCCAAUUAUCUUAUGCGUGUGGGUCUCUUCGUUUCGUGGAAGUUAUUUUUAUUCUUCACUUGCUUUACCAAGACGAUUGGUUGGGCAUGGCGGAAUAAAGAAAUAAAUGCGCCAAUAAGGCAACAAUAUAGACUCGGUGGAUAAUUGUCCGCAUUCGCUGGCUUCUGGGAAAGCCUAGAACACGGAGUCACAGAGUGCAUCAAAGGCAGAGAUAUCGUAGGCCAUGGGAUUUGAUGAAGAGGUUGAUAGUGUUAAGAUGCCCUUGAAGCAUACGCGCUCUUCUCCUUCAUCAUCGUCGCCGUCAUCAACUCCACCAACUGAAACUAUGAAGGAUCCACUCAAAAGAACUGGAAACGAGUGGACUGCUUUGGCACAUAUAAUCACAGCAGUGAUAGGCUCAGGUGUGCUAUCAUUAGCUUGGAGCAUAGCACAACUAGGAUGGAUUGCAGGUCCAUUUUCCGUGCUGUGUUUUGCUUCUGUAACGCUUAUUUCUGCAUUUCUUCUCUGCAACUGUUACAAAUCCACUGACCCAGAGUGCACCAUCCGCCAUGGCUCUUACCUUGAUGCAGUUCGGUCAAUUUUAGGAAAGAAAAGCGCUUGGUUUUGUGGGAUCAUUGUUCAAAUUAACUUCAUCAAGGUUGCAAUUGUGUAUACAAUCACCACUGCUAGUAGUAUCGGAGCAAUUCUGAAGUCUAACUGCUAUCACUAUGAAGGGCAUGAUGCUGCUUGUAGCUAUUCAACUACAAUACAUAUGGUUAUAUUUGGAGCGGUUCAAGUUCUAGUGUCUCAGGUUCGUGAUUUUCAGAACACAAAGUGGCUCUCCGUAGUUGCAGCAAUCAUGUCUUUCACAUAUUCAUUUAUUGGAGCAGGACUAGGCUUAGCGAAAGUAAUUGAGAAUAGAGAAAUAAAGGGUAGCAUUACUGGAUUGCCUUCUGACAAUGCGGUUGAGAAAGUAUGGUCAGUUGCACAAGCGCUUGGAGACAUUGCCUUUGCUUUCCCAUUUUCUCUUGUUUUCUUAAACAUACAGGAUACAUUGAAGGAAACUCCUCCAGAAAAGGUGACCAUGAAAAAAGCGUCAACAAUAGCAGUUUGCAUUACAACUCUCUUCUACCUAUGUUGUGGCGGAUUUGGUUAUGCAGCCUUUGGCACCAACACGCCCGGGAACCUUUUGACAGGAUUCGGUUUCUUUGAGCCAUACUGGCUAGUUGAUAUCGCAAACGCAUGUGUCGUGGUUCAUCUUGUUGGAGCAUAUCAGGUAUUCAGCCAGCCAUUGUUUGAAAAUUUUGAGAGCUGGCUUGGGAGGAAAUUCCCGGAGAGUGACAUUGUGCACAAAGAUUAUGAUCUGAAGCGGUUAUUGUUACCAGGUUUUAGGUUGAAUUUACUGAGAUUGGUUUUCCGAACUGCUUAUGUUGCUACAGUCACCGGAAUCGCGGUACUAUUCCCCUAUUUCAACCAGGUGGUGGGAUUUUCAGGAGCAAUAACCUUUUGGCCAGUAGUAGUGUAUUUCCCGGUGGAGAUGUACCUAAAGCAGAAAAGAAUAGAAUCCUGGACGACCAUCAAGAUCGUUCUUCGUACAUAUACCUAUAUAUGUUUGGUUGUCAUUGUAUUUGCCUUUGUAGGCUCUGUCAGAGGGUUGAUAGUUGCAAGGUUCAGCUAGAGACUCUCCACCCUCCAGAAGGAUGUUUUAUAGAGUAUACUCUGUAAGAGGGUUGGUUGGCUGGUGUCAUGUUCUAGUUCAGUCCAAUAGCAAAUGUAAAUACUCUGUGUCUCUGUUAAAAUUUCUUGUGUUUAAGGAAGAGUAUGGCAUGCAAAAUGCUGUUAACAACUCUUGCCUAAACAAUGUAUUUAUUGAAAGAAGAUAUAUAAACAAGAAUUAUUUUCAUA